UUCUUGUAUGUGGUAGCUACAGAUCGCAGUAGCAGUGUAGUAGCUCCAAUAUCGAGCCAAGGGUUCAUGUCUUUGGAAAGAACAGCGGCAUCCCAGGACUUCUUCACGCUUGCCCAGAACCCUGCUGAAAGCGAGCCACGGCACGCUACGGCCACGACCUUCCAGCUGACCACGGAUAAUAUAUAAUAACGGGCACAUCGCAGCACUUUCUUGCUUUCCCCCGUCUUCUUAACCUCUAAAUGCAGCCCUCCUCCCUUUGCCAGCCUCGAGAGCAGCCCUGGUCAGGCUGCCACUGUUGAUGCUCUUGUUGUCAUUUAUUAUACCAGCAGGGCAAAACCUCAAAAUAAGGAGAGCAAAAGAAAGGGACGUUGGAAGAGAGACCCGACCCACAUAGUAAGGAGAUCCGGAUAAAGCAGGAGGAAGACUCCAGCUUUUUGUGGAUUUGUCCUUAAACAGCGAUGGAUUGGCUUAUGGGGAAGUCAAAAACGAAGCCCAAUGGUAAGAAGCCGCCCACAGAGGAAAAGAAGCUCUACCUAGAGAGCGAAUACACCAAAGUCAGGGUCACCGAUAUAGACCUGAAGGAGUUGGUCAUGUUACCCCGAGAAAUCGAUCUCAACGAAUGGCUAGCAAGCAAUACAACAACCUUCUUCAAUCUCAUAAACCUACAGUAUAGCACAAUCUCAGAGUUUUGUACCGGGGAGACCUGUCAGGUCAUGUCAGCAUGCAAUACACAAUACUACUGGAACGAUGAGAGGGGAAAGAAAACCAAGUGCACCGCCCCACAGUACGUCGACUUCGUCAUGAGUUUGGUGCAGAAGCUGGUAACAGAUGACGACAUCUUUCCAACAAAAUACGGGAAAGAGUUCCCCAACUCGUUCGAGUCGCUAGUGAAGAAGAUCUGUAGGUACCUGUUCCAUGUUUUGGCACACAUCUACUGGGCACACUUUAAGGAGACGGUGGCGCUGGACCUGCAGGGACACUUAAACACACUCUACGCACAUUUCAUCGUAUUUAUAAGGGAAUUCAACUUGGUGGACCCCAAGGAGACCUCCAUCAUGGACGACCUGAGCGAGGUCCUCUGUAGCAGCUUGGCUGACGCACAGAACCACGUUAAGGAGAGAUGAACCGUCCCCACUGCCUUCCUGGUGCUAUGACGAGGAAUACAAAACAAGACAAACGAAAAGAACAAUAUGGGACAGUAGUAGCUCUUAAGAAAAAUCAAUUACAAAAAUCUAGAGUAAGAAAGGACAUUGACCCGUGCAGGGAAAUGCAAGUGUGCUUUCCCAAGGCAAGCCUGCUGCCCGUCGUUUCAUUAAGAACCACGCUUUUUUUUUUAUUUUAUUUUUUUUACCUUGGGACAUUCAUUCACUCUCCUUUUCUCACCCCUUUUCUGUGCCUCAGACUAGGAUGGUGGUGCUGCCACUUUUAAUGUAUUAUUGUGUAAUGUUAUACAAAAAAAAAAAAAACUUUUAAUUUGUAGUGGCUUCUGCUUAAUACCACAGACAGAGAGGGGUUGAGUUAACAGCCCCAGGGAUGUUGCUGUUGAUUCAUCUCCUCUUGUCUGCGGUAUUCAAGAAUGCAUCUGUCUGAGUGGUCUCCCAGUCAGGACCUGGGAGAGGUGAAAGUUUCAGUUCAGCCUGUUGAGAUGAAGUUAUCAUUUAGUCAGCUUUAUGUUUUUGUAAUUCAGUAAAUCAGCUGGUAACCCCUUUUAAUGCAGAUGGUUGAGCCCCAGCUUCAAUGAGCAGUAAGGGACAUGGUGUGUUGAGGCAGGGUUAAAUAAAUAGAAGAGCCAUUUCAAAAGCUAAAGCUCCUUUUUAAGACUGCACGGUUGGCAGAGAAAGGGCGCUGUUUUUUUUUUUCUUUUGUUACUUCACCAUAGCUCCUGUUUAGAAAAGAUGCAUGCAUAGGACAAAGACAAAGCAUUGUCUGCAAAUGUGUACGUUCCAGUGUUGAGAUAACUGAAAUUGAGGGGCAUUCUUAGCUUUAUGUUUAGAGACUGUGGCUAAGUUAAAGACCUCUGCACCUGCAGAUUGGGAUGUGUGGUCUCUGGAGGAAUACGUUUAAUUGACCACCCCUGAAACAAUAAGAGGGAGAAAAGAGUAAAAUAUGAAUCAUAGUUGCUGUUCCGGUUUAUUUAAUGCAGAAUUUUGUUUGGCAAAAGAGACCCCUCCCUAGGACUUUUAAAUGGCUUUUUUAUAUAACAAUAAACGUAAUAGUAAAUUAUUUUUAAAAUAAGUGGAUUAUUUAAAGAGCAGGGUGAAUGAGAUUGGUCAAGACCCUGGCUGCAUCACAAAAUGACAGGUGCUGUGGUGGCAUUUCACCGUUUCUGUUCUUACCUGCCGAGCCCUGACAUGAGAAUUCUGAAAAGGUGCAGUUGAAUAUUUUUGUAUUAUUAUUAUUAUUGUUAUUUUGACAUUUGCAGGGUUUUCAGUUCUAGCUUUUAUGUUUUAUGUAUUUAAAUAAUUAUAAGUUAAAAGCAAUUUAAUAUUUUACGCUCUGUGAAUUAUAAUCUAAUAUCUAAUAAAAGAUAAAUGCAA
Molecule: messenger RNA, 2537 nt
Organism: Polyodon spathula (Mississippi paddlefish)
Lineage: Eukaryota; Metazoa; Chordata; Actinopteri; Acipenseriformes; Polyodontidae
Product: MOB kinase activator 2-like
Exons: 5
Coding region: 459-1124 (221 amino acids)
Biological process (GO): positive regulation of protein phosphorylation; signal transduction
Cellular component (GO): cytoplasm; nucleus
Molecular function (GO): protein kinase activator activity
Source: RefSeq, a predicted model, not a curated record